Molecule: messenger RNA, 1620 nt
Organism: Diaporthe citri
Lineage: Eukaryota; Fungi; Ascomycota; Sordariomycetes; Diaporthales; Diaporthaceae
Exons: 4
Coding region: 1-1620 (539 amino acids)
Molecular function (GO): oxidoreductase activity, acting on the CH-OH group of donors, NAD or NADP as acceptor
Source: RefSeq, a predicted model, not a curated record
AUGGCGGCGAGCUCCAGCAAGCCCCUACACUUCCUCAUCACCGGCGCUGGCCGCGGCAUAGGUCGAGGCCUGUCCCGGCUGCUCGUCCAAAAGGGCCACCGCGUCUUCCUAGUAGACAACAACCAGGAAGAGCUCAGUCACACGUGCGAAACGCUCACGAGGCUGCCAUCCGUGCCAUCAUCUGCGCCAAAGGCGGCCAAGGCCUUUGACGCCCUGCACUGUAACCUCCGCAAGCCCGGCGACAUCGACAGGGCCGCGAAAGCAGCCUCAGAAUUCUUCGCGGACCACCUGGACGUCCUCGUGAACAACGCCGCGUUCACAUCGGGGGUAGGCGGGCCAAGCAUCCUCGACUCCACGGACGAGCAGUUCACGGCGUCGUGGGCCGCCAGCCUAGAGACCAAUUUGACGGCCCCGCUACUGCUUAGUAGGGCGUGCUUGCCCAUGCUUCAAAAGCAGCCGGAUCGUGGGCGCGAGAAUGGCGGGAGCAUCAUACACAUGUCUUCCACACGCGCUCAUCAGAGCGAGCCGGACUCGGAGGGCUAUGCUGCUACAAAGGCCGGUCUCAUUGGAUUAACGCACAGCAUGGCCGUCAGCCUCGCACCCGCGGGUAUUCGUGUGAACACGAUCCUCCCCGGAUGGAUACACGUGGGCGAUGAGUACAAGGAGGCCGAUGAGAAAGGCACGGCGUGGGAGGAGGGGCUGUCGCAGGACGAUCAAAAGUGGCAUCUGAAUGGGAGGGUAGGCAAGGUCGACGACAUCCUUGCGGUGGUCGAGUACCUCACCAAGGCAGAAUUCGUCACGGGCACGGAGAUGAUUGUCGAUGGCGGAGUGACCCGGAAGAUGGUCUAUCCCGACGAAUAUCAUAAACGAGGCAUCAAACAAAAAGAGAAGGAGAUCAGGAGGCUGAGCAAGGAUCGCAAGGACCGAAAUGGUCCCGCAGUCGAGUCGAACGAGCCCAAGUUCAAGUCCGAGUCGAAGUCUGAGUACGUCGGCAGCAAGCACUCGAAGAACAUUAGAACUUCGAAAUUACGAAGGCGAGCAACCCAUGCCUCAACCGGACCCCCCAGUGCUGCCCAGGCUGCCCUCUGUGUCAUCUCUUCACGUCUUGCCGAGCCGUUCCAAGGUGUCAUCGAGAACGCGUUCCCGUGCGCGGAAUUCUUCAGAUGCCCCAGCAAGCCGCGUCCCCAAGCAUCCGCAGCGAGGACGACUUCAUCGGCGUCCACUCGGGAGACCUUCAAGAUAGUGACGUCCCCCGAGAAGCGGAUAGAACAAGGACACAUCAGAUACCGAGACGGGGAUAAAAUAGCGGUGGUCGCCAAAAUCAAGCCAGAACAGGCCUUCAACUUCAUGACUACUAUCCGUGCUAGUGAGUUGGGUCUCUUGGACUUGGUCCAGCCUCUUGAGGAUGAUGACGAAGAAACCUGGAUUAUGCUUCCGAGGGGGAAGAGGAUACGACCAGAGGGAACUAUCCAGCUCCGAUGGUAUCCACGCCAGUCGAGAUCAAUCACCCUCCAAUUAUUCGUGCUCUCCGGUUGGUGGGAGAGGGAAAUUGUCCUUGGGGCACAGUAUGUUGCAAAAGAGGAGCACUAUGCAAAGCGUAGGAGAUAUGGCAAGGAAUAG